Molecule: messenger RNA, 2976 nt
Organism: Cucurbitaria berberidis CBS 394.84
Lineage: Eukaryota; Fungi; Ascomycota; Dothideomycetes; Pleosporales; Cucurbitariaceae
Exons: 1
Coding region: 1-2976 (991 amino acids)
Molecular function (GO): protein binding
Source: RefSeq, a predicted model, not a curated record
AUGACAGACGUCGAGUCGGUCAAGGCGCAUGCUGACACUCAGCCGGCUUCCCUUGCCCCUUACGCUGGCCCACCACUGCCUCCUCUCUCCACCGGCUCUCCUACACUAGACGUUACCAUCGAGGAGGAAGAGUCGUCUACGAUAAAGUGCAUCUGCGGCUUCACAGACGAUGAUGGCAACACCGUCCUCUGCGAAAAGUGCGACACCUGGCAGCACAUCGUAUGCUACUACGAGUCUCCUCAGCAUGUCCCCGACGUGCACGAGUGUACAGACUGCCUUCCACGGCCCAUCGACGCAAAACGCGCAACCGAGAAGCAGCGACAGCGCAGGGAGCUGCACAACAUCGGCGAGCGAAAAGGCAGACCGAAGACUACCACAAAGAACCCAAAGAAGCGAACCAAGGAUCCGCUUGGAUCCGUUCAGCCUAACGGCUGGCCGGUGACCAGCGAUUUGCACUACAAUCCUGAUCGCAAGAGUGGAAGUCCCCGAGACCAGCCCCCACCAAACAAGCGGCCCAAGACCAGUCAUCGCGCCUCCAACUCGAUGAACGUGGUCAGCCAAGCGCCCGCUCUCGUCCCAGCUUCGCGUAAACGGGGCGCCUCCGUCAUGAUCAAUGGCCACAGCCCUGUCAAAUCACCUACACAACCAGAUGGUCCUAUCGAGGACUACUCGUCCGAGUUCAUGAACCUAUACCGACAGCCCGAACCACCAUCAGCCGAGUCCAAUUCGUACACACGCAUCGACGUCGCCAACGAUAUCGCCAUGUGGCUCAAGGAUCCAGAAGCUCUUGCUGAAGCCAGCGGCGGGAAGAAACCACAGGACCUCUUCUCUCGAAUAGCAAACACAAUCCAGGAUCUUGAAAACUCAACAGCGCCCGAGAUCGUCAAGCAGACCGAGGUUGACUCUGGCAUAACGGCGCAUGGCCUGCACCCGCAGUGGCACUUCAUUACCGUCGAGACGCCCGUACCCGAUGGUGGGUACAUUGGCGAAUUGAAAGGUCUAAUCGGACGAAAAGCAGACUACUUCUCGGAUCCCUCAAAUCGUUGGGAUCUACUGCGACACCCAGAACCUUUCGUCUUCUUCCCUCCCUAUCUACCAAUAUACAUCGAUACACGGCGAGAAGGCAACGUCUUACGUUAUGCUAGGCGAAGUUGCGUCCCCAACAUGACAAUGAAGAUUCUCAUCGAGUCUAGCAACGAAUACCACUUUUGCUUCUUAGCCACGCGAGAAAUCGCUCCUGGCGAAGACCUUACUGUUGGCUGGGACAUCGACUCCGAAGUACAAAGACAACUCGCCAAGGUUGUCACAAACGGUGCAAAAGAAGGAUUCCGCAGAAUCCAACCGUGGGUGUCUUGUGUCCUCGCCAACUUUGGCGGCUGCGCAUGCGAUACAUCGACUGGCCAUGAGUGUCUCUUAGAGCGCGCUCGACGCAACACCAUCACGGAGCCAGCUGCAAAGACCAAGAGCAGGAAGACAAAGAAGGCUCAAGUAUCCCCUCUAAGCACAGGGCACGCGACAAACAGUCGUGCAGGCAGCGAGACUCUGAUCCGCGACGUCGCGGACGACGAUCAAAUGGACGCUCGAUCAACGUCUGGCUCGCACAAAUCCAGCAGUCGCGACAUCACACCAGCCACUCAUUUCUCGCUUGAGGGCGAUGUGAAGAUGUCCGAUCGCGAAAAGCGGAAGCUCCAGCAGCAGGAGCGCCUGUUUGAGCAACUUGAAUUUGACGAGCAACACAAGGGCAAGAAAGGCAAGAGGAACAGUGCUGGGUCCACACUCAACACACCUAGCCUCUCCUCCUCCGUAAGAAACUCUUUGCGUCCCACACUUUUCCAUGCUUACCUAGAUUCGCAGCGCCGCCUCGGACACACUGAGCCCUCGCCGUCGGCCCGGCAUCGUGAACACAGCCAUGGCGUGGCACGAAAAACGUCGGGCAGCUCCACAAAGACGAACGGGCGCAACGCUCCAAAGUCAAGACCAGUCUACAAAGACGCAAUGACGCAGACGGACGAAGAUGGUAGCACACAGACACGGACUUUUAUCAAACCACGGGAGAUGAAGCCUCCAAUGUCAUUUAAACGCAGACUUUUACAACAAGCACAGGAGGAUAAGCUGCAGCGCGAGCGGAUGCGUUCUACGUCCGUCAAGAUGGAGAGCAGAUCCCCAACUCUGAAGGAUGUGUCUCCAAACAAGCCUUCAUCACUCCCUCCAUCCCCACCCCUCGAGGAACCUUUGGCUAUGGAUUUGUCAACAGAACCGGUAUCUGACUCGAGACACAAAGAGCUGACACCAGCUAAAGAGUCUCCUCCGACGCCCACUGUUGAUGUGGAGAUGGAUGAAGGUGAAGAAGCCACUACAUCGAAACCCUCUGAGCCCAAGGACGAAGAACUUCCCGAUGCACCAGCCCCAGAGCCCUCGCUAGGAGCUUCGCAUCUUCCCAUACAGGCGCGUGCGCCGCCGUGGUCCUCGUCGAUAGCCGCAGAGCCAUCACCCAAAUCUACAUCAAGACCAUCAUCAUCACCAGCGCCCUUUGAUCCCCAGGUGGAAACUCCUGCAAAGCUUGACUUGAACAACUCCACCAACAACCACGUCGCUAGUCCGGGUGUUAUGCCCACUGUUGUGACAGAUUGCGCUACCCCACAGUCUCCGAGCUCGGUGACCAUCGUAUCGCCAUUCUCACCUGCUGUCCACAACGCACUUAAGCCUGCGCCUGCGCGCAAGAAACUCAGCUUGAGCGAUUACACCAACAGACGGAAACUUGCGCAGACUCAUCCAACGGGGUCAAACUCGACCCCGCCACUCGGACCUUCGCAAUUAACCAGCUCUCCAACGCUCUCAACAGCAAGCUUGCCAAAUAAUGGUUCGCCACCACCCAAGGCCGCCUCACCGGCACUGCCAACUGUAACGGAGGAGGCCAAGGCCAUCGACACCGGGGCUGCGACGACGACGACUGCAACCACUUCUACUUCCACAUGA